CGCGGCGAAGUCAGCUUUACGACAGUUUUUAGUUCUCGAAAACUAGUUUUCCGACAGUGACAUAAAAGUACCAAGGCGGUGAAUAAGCUUUUUAUCGCUUGUUGAGAUUCGUUUCGAAAUCUAGAUUUAAAUGUUUACAGCAGGUGACUGUUGACUAAAAAGUAUUCUGGACAAUUGUAAUCAAGGUUUAGGCCGUACGUAGAGUUUAUAAUCCAUGCGAUUUUGUCGUUAGAAAAGUUAAAACUUGAGGCCCAGCCAACGGAGCAGCACGGAAGAAAAAAGUUUUGUUAUUGUCAUGUGACGCGAUACGCAUGUGGCGAUAAAGUGUGGCUAAUCUUUCGGCGUAUUUACAACCAGUUAUUUGAUUUCAGCGUACAAGUCCUAUUUUCAAGGCAUGCCUCAACCGAAAUAUAGAAAGAUUGCUGUUUUGGGGUACCGGUCUGUAGGAAAGUCCUCUCUCACUAUUCAGUUCGUGGAAGGGCAGUUCGUAGAUGCAUACGACCCUACAAUCGAAAAUACUUUUAAUAAAAUGGUGUCUGUAAAUCGACAAGACUUUAAUCUUCAGCUGGUCGACACUGCUGGACAGGAUGAGUACUCAAUUUUCCCACAGUCUCACUCAAUGGACAUUCACGGUUAUGUUCUGGUGUACUCUGUUACCUCAAUGAAAAGCUUUGAAGUGGUUCAGGUUCUACAUGACAAACUGCUUGACAUGGUUGGAAAAAUACAGGUGCCUACAGUGUUGGUUGGAAAUAAAAAAGACCUUCACAUGGAAAGAGUUAUUAAACCAGAAGAAGGCAAGAAGUUAGCUGACUCUUGGGGAGCUGCCUUUAUGGAAUCAUCUGCCAAGGAAAACCAGACAGCUGUAGAAGUUUUUAAGCUGAUUAUUUUGGAAAUGGAGAAAGCAGAUGGAAAUGCCCCAUCUGAGGACAAGAAAUGUUGUGUAAUGUAGGUGACGGUGUCUUACAUAAACACACAGCAAGCUGCCUGGUCAAAGUUAAAUGUGACAUCACCAUCAGUCAGCACGGUUCAGUAUAGUGGUGGGACUGCUGUUCUAAACCUCUAUCCCACUCCUCACAGCAGCUGGAAAGAUUUAUAUAUGAGUGUAUACAAAAUUCAGAAAAGCACUAUGAAUAGUAUGUGAUCCCGGAAAAAGAAAAUCCCCUGAAAGGAAAAUAUCUAUAGCUUAUAGUGACACUUACACUACUGUUCAUUAUCCAUCAAAAUACUUAGAGGUGCGUUUGAAGUAAAUUGUUAAAGCCUCUAGUGUUUAAUUGUACAUCUUAAAUUCUGACAUUGUUGCAAAGUUGGGCCCCAUAGCACACAUCUUAUAACCUCUGUGCCAUAGGGAUUUGUUGAAUGAACUAUGACCUGGUCAACUCCUGCUUGAUAAUAUGCCUUCAACAUAACAUGAAUGAAUGAAUCAUGACUUAUAAAUCUAUUUUUCCUUCCAUGAUUAAAUGUGCCUGAUGCACUCUUGAUGUGACUGGGCAGGUAUUAUGUUUUUUCCUCAACAAAUAUUAUGGCCUAAAGCAAGUGCACAUUUUUAUUUUCGGGUUAAUUUCUCAUUUUAUCUCCUGGUUUUUUGUUGUUGUUUUUUUGUCUCUGUAUGUUAUUAGAGAUGUGCUUUUUUUUUUCUUUAAUUGAUUGUCUAGUAUAGCUUUGCUUUGGUUCAUGCUGUUGCAACUGUGUAUGUAGGAUUUGUAAGAAAUGUAGUUACAUGUGGUGCAAAAAGUUCAUUGGACUUUUCCUUGACAAUAUACCAAAGUCAGUGGUCAGCAGGAAAACGGCUUUUAAAUAAAUACUUUUAUGCCCUAGGAAUAAUGUAGUUGUUUUGUUUUUGCUUUUGAGGUAAAGCAGUUAAUCAUGUUUUAUGGGAUAGUAUAGGGUACAUUAGGGUUUGAUUAGAUGUAUAGUUUAGCUUCAAAUCGGGCACAAACAUCAUUGUACAGCAAAGUCUGAAAAAUAGCAUAUCACAUUGAACCUAAUUCUUUAUAAGUAAAGCUAUAAUAUAAAAUACUGUAUUAAUAAUCUCAUUAAAAUAGCACAGUGUUAUAAACUGAAGCAAUUUCCAAGUUGGUAUCAUAUUGUCCAUAGACAUUUCUUAUUAUAUUUAUUUAAUGGUGCCACACAAGUAUUCUAGCUGUACAUUUUUCAGGUGUGUGGUUUGAGAACAUCUUUAGCACACUUGUGGUUCUACAAUGCAAAUUGUUUACUGGAAUAAUGGAAUUGGGUUGGGGUUCAACAUUGAAAGUUUUAGCUUUGUUGGACUGAUUUAACUAUUUCAUAUUGUGGAAAUCCUACAUAUUAAAAACUAAAAUGUUUUAUGCUUGAUCAGCCCUAUAAUUCAGACUUAACUCUACUGUCCUUUUGGGGUCUUUAUUUUAAUUAGUGUAGAUAACUAAUAUAUUAAGAAAGAGAGGUGAUGCUGUUUAAAGUGCCUUUACUCCCAAAACAUGUUUGGUCUGUAAUUAUGUCGAAGCAGUGAAUCUUUUGUCAUAUAUUCUUUACACAAUGUAACGUGAAAGCUCCUACUCAUUUGGCAUCAUACUGCAGUUUGUAUACAUCUUAUCCAAGCUAGUAGCUUGGCCCCACAUUGUCUUGGAUGAACACGUCAAGAAAGGGAAAAUUUCCUGACAGAUUAAUUUAAAACAAUCAUCAUGUAACCAAAUAAGGUUAUUUCUGGAAUUCAGUGUGAUAAAUCAUGGUGUCAUAAAAAUCAGCAGGUAGUUACCUUUAGUUUAGAUUACUGUUAGAGGGAGGAAAGUUACCAGCAUCCAUUUGUUUAUAAAAUAUUCAGACACAUUAAAUUUUCUUAAUAUAUGGUGCUCUUUCAGGGUUCUUCUUUUUAAUGUCACCUAAAGUUUGUAUUUAUGGGGAAUCCUCUUACUACAUGCCCAUAACCUGAAUCUCUGCUGUGGGGGUCAUGGUUAAUUCAGAAAAACUUGCUGUACACAAUUUUGUAUAUACAAAUAAAAUCUGUACUCUA
Messenger RNA from Tachysurus fulvidraco (yellow catfish), 2986 nucleotides. RefSeq names its product Ras homolog, mTORC1 binding like 1 (gene rhebl1). The record is from RefSeq and is a predicted model, not a curated record. Bases 395 to 949 code for a protein of 184 amino acids. Gene Ontology annotation, molecular function: GTP binding; GTPase activity; GDP binding. The transcript has 8 exons. Lineage: Eukaryota; Metazoa; Chordata; Actinopteri; Siluriformes; Bagridae. Gene Ontology annotation, biological process: small GTPase-mediated signal transduction. Gene Ontology annotation, cellular component: plasma membrane.